Messenger RNA from Theileria equi strain WA, 1692 nucleotides. RefSeq lists its product as hypothetical. The coding region runs from base 1 to 1692 and encodes 563 amino acids. The transcript has a single exon. The record is from RefSeq and is a predicted model, not a curated record. Lineage: Eukaryota; Apicomplexa; Aconoidasida; Piroplasmida; Theileriidae.
AUGGAGAUUGGCGAUCUUCUAAAGUGUCUAUCUAGCAUCGUCAAGGUCAACUAUUACGAUCGCGACCUUCUUCGCAUGCUCUCCAGGGAAUUUGUAGACGACAUGGACAAGUUGGAUAUUGAGCAAAUUUCCACUCUUUUGCACUGUUAUUACAAGCAAAAUGUCUACUCUUGUGACUUGGUUGAGACUGCUGGAAGAAUUGCUACAGGCAUACUUGACAAAAUAGAGGAUCCUGUAGUAGUACAAGAAGAACCUGUUGAAGAGACUGGUCUCUUUGGAAUGUUAAAGUCGAUACUACCGCAAAAACAGGUGGAUAAACCAGUAAUUUUCACUCACAAAUAUCUCUCUGGAAUCGCAAGGUAUUUUUCCUAUUUUGGGUACAAGAACCCGGGACUAUUUCUUUCAAUCGCAAGGGUCCUGAUGGCGCACCAACGCACCAUUGACCUUUUUACAAAGUCAAUUGUCUUUUCGUCCAUAAAUCCUGCCAUGCUCAUCCAGGCUUGCAAGUCUCUAGCGGUUGCUACGGAUUCCACCGGUCCUCCGGACAAUCCAAUGGGAGUUACAAGGACAAACAUUGUGGCUCUGCUGGAAUGUGCAAGGGAUGAAAUGGAGUCUGGACAUGCUCUCAAACACGAAAAUGAUCCAGAUGAGUUUGAUAUGGGUAUUUUGCUAUCCUCAAGUCUAAUGUCAAAGGAUACUGCGAAACUGGUCUAUGACAUUUUCAGGGUAUCUUCAAGCGUCAAGAAUCUCUCCAAAAUGGCUCUACGAUAUCUCGAUAACUUGUGUCUCUUGAGCUUAAUUGAUAAGAGACAGGACGUGAAUCUGGAUGAACGACUGGGGCAUGAAGAGGUUAAAAGUUACAGGGAGACUCUAGAAGUUUUAAUGGCCAAAAUUAGCGACUCCGUAGAUGAAUUGGUGGACUUGAAUGGACGGCUAGGUAGCAGAGGAAUGGUACAGCAUGCAAGCAAAGAGAUGGAUGGGUACGCCUUAGAACAUGAAAACUUGCCGAGUAUAAGCAAAGAGGGAGGAUACCUGCCCAAAGAUUCUCCAUACCUUGCAUCCAUUCGAAACAUUUUCAUAGACUCGCUAUCUACAUCAAUGGCUGUAGUGAAUGCAUUCUUGAGGGUUUCUUGUGGCUCUAGUGUGCAUUUUUGCGACGAGCUUGCACCUCCUACUGUAGGCGAUGAAUCUAUAAAUUCACCCAGCAAAUCUAAAUUGCACCAAGGUGGAGUGGCCAAAGUCCUGAAAUACACCCUGGAGGAUAACAAUAUACACACUCGAUUGCAUCAAAGGGCUGGAGAUGUUAGGCUGGAUUAUUCUGUCCGCAGAAUGGCCACUAGAGUGGCGGAGCAGAUGGAACUUUAUGGCUGUCUGGGCCAGUCUGUCCACAAUCUUACAAACGUCUUUGAGACCUUUUGCCUCCUCUCAACACUGGAUGGAGGAAUGCCAUUGGGAACUGAGAAUGUCUCGAAGGAAGUCAUAAAGCAGUUGGUAACCUUUGACAGGGAGUCAAUUUAUAGGAUAAAGCUGGCCAUGAACAUGAGCGGUUUAAAGGAUGAAGAUCUCGACUAUUACAUUAACAAGUUUCCAAGAUUCACAAGGAUGGACAAGAGGAAGCACAGGAUGACAUUUUCGGACCCAUGGACCCGUUUCAUAAAUGUAAACAUAGCAAGUGCCCAAGGCAUGCACUAA